This is a messenger RNA of Oncorhynchus keta (chum salmon), 3435 nucleotides long. RefSeq names its product doublecortin domain-containing protein 2. Bases 286 to 1620 code for a protein of 444 amino acids. Gene Ontology annotation, biological process: intracellular signal transduction. The transcript has 13 exons. The record is from RefSeq and is a predicted model, not a curated record. Lineage: Eukaryota; Metazoa; Chordata; Actinopteri; Salmoniformes; Salmonidae. Gene Ontology annotation, cellular component: microtubule; microtubule organizing center.
UAAAUUAGAUUGGUGGUAGCCACAAGGCUAGACAGCUUUGAAAACAGAAACAACACGGUUAACGAGGAACAACAGCACGUUUGUUGACCAGAAACAUCUGUAACGAAGGAUAGGCUUCUUGAUAGGAUGCGCACCCAAGUGCGUCUGUCUCAUCUUCAGAUAUCUAUUUCUUUGCGAGAAAAAUCUAAUUAUCUUGCUAACGUUAGCUGGCUAACUACUAGCUAACUCUUGCCAUUUUGACCUCGGUUCUGGAACGUUGUCUGCCACGGUUGUGAUCACAUUAACAUGUCUGGGACUUCAGGUAGAGCGGUGCUCCCUCAACCUCCAACAAAAACUAUUGUUGUCUACAGGAAUGGGGAUGCUUUUUUCCCUGGACGAAAGUUUGUUAUAAAUCAACGACAGAUGUCAACGUUUGACAGCUUUUUGAGCUCUGUCACGCGUGGGGUUGAGGCUCCUUUUGGAGCGGUCCGAAAUGUUUACACUCCAAGGGAAGGGCACAAAAUCCAUGACCUCGUCAACUUGCAGCACGGGGAGAGAUAUGUUGCAGCCGGAGGAGAGCGUUUCAAAAAGCUUGAUUAUUACCAUAUAACAACGAAGAAACCACAGAAAAAGAAGAAUGAACAGAUCCGACCUGUAGUUCACAGUAGAAUAGUUGUUUCUGCUCGCUGGAGGAAAAUAAUAAACGAGUCAUGCACUAUCAAUGUUUUUACCAAUGGAGAUGUGUUGGUUCCUCCAGCUCGGAUACUGAUACCAAAGUAUACUCUCACAAACUGGGAAAGUGUCUUGGCCAUGGUGACCGAGAGGGUACAUCUGCGCACUGGUGCUGUGUACAGACUGUGCACAUUAGAUGGGACUACUUUACUUGGGCCAGAGGAGCUAGAGAACAACCAGUACUAUGUUGCUGUGGGAGCUGAGAAGUUCCGCUUCUCGCCAUACUUCCAGUGGGUCCCCAGCAGAGGAAUCAUCCGGGACAACAGUCAUCAUGCAGUCAACAAUGACAGUCUCCCAGUCCCUGUUCCCACAAGGAAAGGCAAACAUGCAAAAUUUGCUCACACAGGCUCUGGAGAUGACCUUGAGCACACAGCCAGGGGCCAUCCCAAGAACGCCACAGAGUCUUACUUCUACGCCAAGCCAGAGAAAGAGAGAGAGACAGCCAAACAACAGAGGCAGGUGUCCAGACUCCCACUUCUUUACACAACGGGCGAAGGCAGUGUGUUCCGUGCGAAAGACAAAAGAAGUGAAACUGUGGGAGCAGCUGAGGUCCAGGAAGAUGGCAGAGUGAUGGUGGACCUGCCAAUUGACCAGGUUGAGGCCAAGGUAGUCCCGGAGGAAGAGCAGUAUGUCCGGAGGAAUUCUAGGCCGGCCGGUGAGACCCAGAGUCCCUACAAAGCCUUCCUCCAAGGCUCUGAUGCAUCCAGGAAGGCCUCGGCCCCCUCGUCUGGUCGCGGGGAGUCAGGUAGAGGCACUGGUCUGACCAGCUCCAGAGACGGAGGACUAAAGUCACCGCUGGAACCUGAGCCACAGGAGACUAAAGAGGAGGUGGAGGCAGUGUCGUCCUCAAAUCUGUGCAGAAUACGGUCACGGAUGUCCAAGUUCUUCAAGGAAAAAAGAAAAAAGUGACCAGUUUCCAGACCAAAAUGCCAUUUAUUCAGUCAGAGAAUUCUAAGAGCCAGAAUCAGAGAGUCCUGUAGUAACAGGAGCGGUCGAGGACAGCGUACCCCUUACGAGACCCCCACGUACGAGAUUAAAAAGUGUUUUAAACCAAAUAAAAAUGUUUGUGUCUUGACAGCCCCACCGUGGAUAUAUAAGGCCUCUUAUUCCACGGACUGUAUUGCAUAAUUAUGUAUGGUCUAUGAAUAUUGCAUGACGCCUCACACUGAGCGCAUGGUAAAAUGCCUAAUUGCAGAGUUUAAUUAUUAAGAAGCAAAGGUCCUUGGCGGGUUACACAGAAGCACUUUUGAUCAAUUAUUUUUGGUGUUUUUUCUGAUUAAUUAUUUUUGGGCUGGUACCUCAGCAGGCCUAGUGGACAGUGUAAGCGCUCUUGAGAGAGGCUUAGCCUCCUGUGGAGAGGAAUUACUAUGCUGAUUAAAAUCCGGUGGAAUCAACUAAAAACUAAUGAUAUUGAAGUGGUCGAGGGGAUCAAGCAAAUUUCAUUCCUCUCAGUCAAGGCUAGUAAAAUGCAGUGGCACCUUGGUGGGGAGAAUAAGAGCUGCUGGUAUUGACCCUCAGGGCACUGGUUUAAUUUGUCCAUGUAACAUGAGAGAGAGAUAGAAACAGUGGUGUUUGCCUGAGUGCAGAGUAACCUACACUGAGUGCACAAAACAUUAAGAACACCUUCCUAAUAUUGAGUAGCACUCCCCCUUUUGCCCUCAGAACAGCCUCAAUUUGUCGGGGCACAUGGACUCUACAAGGUGUCCAAAUCGUUCCACAGGCAUGCUGGCCCAUGUUGACUCCAGUGCUUCCCACAGUUGGGUCAAGUUGGCUGGAUGUCCUUUGGUUGGUGGACCAUUCUUGACAUUCCUGGCACCUACUACCAUACCCCGUUCAAAGGCACUUAAAUAUUUUGUCUUGGCAGUUCACCCUCUGAAUGGCACAUUUACAUAAUCCAUGUCUCAAGGCUUAAACAAAAAUGUUCAAUAUGUUUCCUCCCCUUCAUCUACACUGAUUGAUGGUGGAUGUAAUUAGUGACAUCAUGAAGGGAUCAUAGACUGACCAGGUGAAUCCAGGUGAAUGCUAUGUCAUGGAGUGAGCAGGUGUUCAUAAUAUUUUGUACACCCCUGUGUAUGUUGUAAAUAUAAUGUAUUUCCUGACACUGUCCUGAGCAAUACUUAGCAAUCAAGGACAGAGAAAGGAAACCACCUUAGAGCAGUUUUCCAACACCAAUGUGGAAAAAGCUAUAGAUUAUAUCUACACAUCAAAUGAAGACUCCUGUGGUAAUUUUGUAUUUUGUACUGAUUUACACUAUUUCCCGCCCCAAAUGAAUAACGUACUGUGCAUGGGUUGUUCUAUUCCUUAUGUCCGCAGUGGUUGGAGGUAAGGCAUUACUUCUUUUCAAGUCUUUUCACUUUUUUUGUGAGCUGGAAGAGCCCAUCUAAAGUCCCAUUUGAGCAUCCAUUAGCCUUUUCACUCUGUCAUCAAAUACAAAAUAAAUAGAAGCCACAUUGAACUAUAAUGGAGGUCAAAAUUGAGACAACAGCUGUUUUGAGAGCCCCUUUUUUCACAGUUAGCUCAUGUUGCAACUUUAAAGCAUAUCUCCUAUGACUAUAAAAUAAGAAUCAUGUUGACAGCUGACCCGUAAUACUCAGUGCCACACAGUCUAUCCACAACAAGCUACUUCAAGCUACGGCACUGUGAACACUACAAUAGCUUCAAACUCUGAGUAAUGGAUCAAAGAGCUCCUGCAAAAUGCAUUGCAGUCUCGCACUCCAGUCAAGC